UCUCUCUCUGUGUGUGUGUGUGUGUGUGUGUGUGUGUGUGUGUGUGUGUGUGUUUACGUCUCCACCGCUGUCUCUCUGUCUUUGUCCGCAGACACGGAUGAAGAUGUGCGCCGUGCAGCUGCUGCGGGUGUCGGUCCAUGAGCGGAUCAGCGCCGCCGCUGAAGACUUCCUGCUGCGGCUGGAGAAAGCGAGAGAAGCGGCUGAGAUCCCGGAGCUGAGAGCGCUGCUCACCGAGCGGUUAACGGCGGCUGCGGAGGAGAUCGUCGGUCUGUUGGAGGAAACCGUGGCGGAGUACGAAGACAGAGUGGAGCGGUCAGAGCGGGAGAUCUGCCGCCAGAGGAGGCUGCUGGAUGCCGUGCUGAAGCCUGAAGUCCGGCUGCACCGAGCGGAGGUCCAGCAGCAGCUGUUGGUGGUUAAAGAAGAGGUUCCCCCUGAGCAGCAGGAGUGGAGCUCCAGUGUGGACCAGGAGGACCCAGAGCCCCCACACAUUAAAGAGGAAGAGGAGGAACUGUGGAGCAGUCAGGAGGGAGAGCAGCUUCAAGGGCUGGAGGAGGCUGAUAUCACCAAGUUCACAUUCACUCCUGUCCCUAUGAAGAGUGAAGAUGAUGAAGAGACACCUCAGUCUGAGGGACACCACUGUGGAGGACCAGGACCAGGACCAGACAGGGACUCAGGUCUUGACACUGAUGACAGGACCAGAGACUGUUCUGAGAGUCACAUGGGUGACUAUCAGACGGAUCCUGGUCCUGAUCCUGGUCCUGAUCCUUCAGCUCCGCUAAUCGACAGUGUCCUUGUCAGCAAUGAGGGACAUCACGCCGGAGAGAAACCGUUCAACUGCUCCGUGUGUGGGAAAGGGUUUCACUCCAAGACAAACCUGAACAUCCACAUGAGGGUCCACACUGGAGAGAACCCGUUUGGUUGCUCCGUCUGCGGACGCAGAUUCAACCAGAAGCAGAACCUGAUGCGUCACAUGACGCGUCACACGGGAGAGAGACCAUACUGUUGCUCCAUCUGUAAGAAACGGUUCAAAUACAGUGGAGACGUUGGACGACACAUGAGGAUCCAUGCACGACAGAGACAGUCCACUUCCUGUGUGACUGAUCACAUGACCACAGACAGUGACGGCCAGCACACAGAAGAGAACCCGUUCACCUGCUUCUUGUGUGAUGAGGGCUUCUCUCUGUGGGCGGACUUAAUGCGACACAUGACGCGUCACACAGUAGAGAAACCGUCUACUUCCUGUGUUGCUCAGACAGAACCAGAUAGACAAUUAAAAUUAGGAAGUGAUUCCACGUCAGUUGAGACCGACGUCCAUCAGACUGGAGAGUCUCAGUCAGGUUCAGACUCUACAAAGGCGCCACAAAGUGGCAGCAGGAAGUUGUUUAUCUGCUCCGAGUGUGGGAAACGAUUUGGCACCAGGACGAACCUGAAGGUUCACAUUAGAGUUCACACCGGAGAGAAACCCUUCAGCUGCUCUGUUUGCGGGAAAGGCUUCACCCAGAAGGCCAAUUUACUUCGUCACAUUCCCUGCCACACAGGAGAGAAACCGUACAGCUGUCCUUCCUGCCAUAAGCACUUCAGAUGUGAGCCAUAUGUUGAGAGACACAUGAGAAUCCACCACCAAGGAAAACUGUUUACUUCCUGUGUGAGCAACAUGGCAGCAACUAACGACGGGAAGUCGUGCGUCUGCUCUGAGUGCGGGAAAAGAUUUGGCAACAAGACGAACCUGAAGAUCCACAUGGUUGUCCACACCAGAGAGAAACCAUUCAGCUGCUCGGUCUGUGGCGCCAAGUUUACGCAGAAGUCCAACCUGAGGCGUCACAUGACUCGUCACACAGGAGAGAAACCACAUAGCUGUCCUGUCUGUCACAGAUGCUUCAGGUUCAGAGGAGACGUCAGGAGACACAUGAAGGUCCACACCAGGGAGGGGCAGUUUGCUUUCUGCGUGGGCGAAGCAAAGAAGCAGGCGGAGCUCCCACCUGUCCCACUAAGGGGUGAGGAUGAUGAAGACAGACCCCAGUCCUCACAGAUGACUACAGACGCUGACGAAGGAGAUGGUGGAGAACCAGAUCCUGAGGACCGAGGGGAAGGAGGGAAGGAAGUCCCCGUCAGCAAGGAGACGUCAGAGAAACCACUCAGCUGCUCCCUCUGCGGGAAGACCUUCACCCGACGGUACUCGCUGUCUGUCCACAUGAGACUCCACACAGGAGAGAAACCCUUUAGCUGCUCCGUCUGUGCCAAACGCUUUGUCCAGCGCUAUCACUUCCUGGAACACACACGGCGCCACACAGGCGAGAACACGUUCGACUGUGCCAUGUGUGGCAGAAAGUUCGGUCACAGGUUCCGUCUGGCAAACCACAUGAAGACGCACACGGGGGAGAAACCGCUCAGCUGCCUGCUGUGUGGGAAAGGAUACCGGUACAAAGGAGAGCUGGUGGAACACAUGAGGGUUCACUCGGGGGAGAAACCGUUCAGCUGCUCCGUCUGCGGCAGGAAGUUCCGUCUCAAGUACAUCCUGAAGAACCACAUGAGAAUCCACAGCAGCGAGUUCCCCUUCAGCUGCUCACGCUGUGGGCAGGGCUUCAGGCAGAAGGGGAAUCUGAAUAAACACGUGGCGAUGCACAAGGCCGAGGACGUCCCGUUGCAGUGACGAGGACAGAAGACACAGACUUUAGCGUUAGAGAUGCUGCAGCUGUUGAGUUCAUCAGGACGCCGUCAGGUUCACUGUGGACUGUGAGACGUGUGUCCAUCAUUAGACGGACAGACAGACAGAGGCGGAGACAGAGAAGGACUGAGACAGAGACAGACCUACACAGACACAGAGACAGAGGGUCGGGCUGGGGUGAGACUAUACCAAAUAUCAUUAAGAUGUCCAAAAAGUUUCAAUAUUUCCAAAAAAAAAGUUGCUAAAAUUUCUGAUAAAAGUUGACCUCUGGUCAGUUUAGAGUUUCGACCGCAGACACUCACUGUCAACGAAAUGUCUGAAAAAUAUAAUUACAACAUUUUAGGAGAUGAAUUCUGACAUGUUUUGACAUGUACAGUGGUAACAUGAGCUGGAUUUAACGCAGUGAUGUCAUCAGCACACAAUGACGUCAGGGAAUUUUUCAUUUGUCAGUACAUUUCAUAAAGACAAAACUCAAACUGAUCUAAGCUUGGACACCAGACGGCACCGGGACUCGACCCAAGUGUAGGACAGAGACAGUGUGACCAGGAACCUUUGUGUCCUGACCCUCCGACCCUGACCCUUGAUGCAGGGCCUGGACCCCCUCAGGUCUGGAACCUGAUAAACUGACCCACUAAGAAUUCUCAGUCCUGUUUUUGUUCUCCAGCAAAAUUUCAUCUGAGCUGCAGUCGUAUUGGUAGUUAAUAAAACAUCUGCUGCCCCCUGCUGUAUGUAUUUACACGUGAAUAAAUGAAAAACCUAUUUUGGUUUUACUGUGAAGAGACUUUAUUUAUUUAUUAAUUUAUUUGUUGUUAUUUACCUCUUCUGAUCUUUAGCUUCAACUUUUUUUCUUUGUGUUAAUUCUGUGUUAAAUCUGUUAGAUAAAUGAAAAAAAAAAAAGAAUAAUUAUAUUGGCAGUGCCACAGUGUGACAUCACUUGUUGUGAUCAGAUCCAUGUUUUCAUUCAGUGACGUAGGAAUGAAUGAACAAAGUUGAUCAAUGACCUUAAUAUAAA
Epinephelus fuscoguttatus (brown-marbled grouper) is the source of this 3677-nucleotide messenger RNA. RefSeq names its product gastrula zinc finger protein XlCGF58.1-like. Gene Ontology annotation, molecular function: RNA polymerase II cis-regulatory region sequence-specific DNA binding; DNA-binding transcription factor activity, RNA polymerase II-specific. Bases 98 to 2650 code for a protein of 850 amino acids. Gene Ontology annotation, cellular component: nucleus. The record is from RefSeq and is a predicted model, not a curated record. The transcript is spliced from 2 exons. NCBI's taxonomy places the organism in Eukaryota, Metazoa, Chordata, Actinopteri, Perciformes, Serranidae. Gene Ontology annotation, biological process: regulation of transcription by RNA polymerase II.